Corticium candelabrum is the source of this 2556-nucleotide messenger RNA. Its product is annotated as tyrosine-protein phosphatase non-receptor type 61F-like. The record is from RefSeq and is a predicted model, not a curated record. Gene Ontology annotation, molecular function: non-membrane spanning protein tyrosine phosphatase activity. Gene Ontology annotation, biological process: peptidyl-tyrosine dephosphorylation. The transcript has 18 exons. The coding region runs from base 24 to 2363 and encodes 779 amino acids. Lineage: Eukaryota; Metazoa; Porifera; Homoscleromorpha; Homosclerophorida; Plakinidae. Gene Ontology annotation, cellular component: nucleus; cytoplasm.
UUCGGGGGCGUGUGACUCUGAGAAUGGCUGCCGACGGUCUCCGUUUCUUCAUCGAGCACGUAAAGUCGCUGAAGAGCAGAACUGCUGUCGGUGAGGAUGGCUUCGAAGAGGAAUACAAGAAGCUGAAGGCAAAGACAGACAAGUACAAGCAGAGUCCUGCGUACGCGAGCGACGCUGGGAAAAUUCCUGUCAAUAAGAAGAAAAAUAGAUACAAGGAUAUCCUUCCAUAUGAUCAUUCUCGAGUUGAGCUGCCUAUUCUGGAAGGCGUGGAAGCCUCAGAUUACAUCAACGCAAGCUAUGUGAAAGGAGCAUCAGGAGACAUUGCGUAUGUCGCAGCUCAAGGACCGUUGCCUGCAACGGUGGCCGACUUCUGGAGAAUGGUUUGGUGUCUGGGCGUAAAGGUCAUUAUCAUGGUGUGCAAUGAAGUGGAAAUGGGAAAACCUAAAUGUAAGAGAUACUGGCCUGGACCGGACGAAGUACUCAAUAUGAAUGGAAUUAUUAUCAGUGAGGCAGUACCUACUGCUGCUGUUUCGAAGGACUUCCUUGUCAGAAACAUGGUGGCAGAAUACGACGGAGAGCAGCUGCCUGUCACUCAGUUUCACUACACGGCGUGGCCAGAUCACGGUGUUCCUGACACGGUUGAUCCCAUCCUUGAAAUGGUUGAAUUGAUGCGUGACGCUCAGGCUGGAGAUCAUCCCCCGAUCGUUGUUCAUUGCAGUGCUGGCUGUGGUCGUACUGGAGCUGUAUGUGCUAUUGACUACAUCUCAUCACUCAUAAAGAACAAAUCUGUUUCACCAAAAUUUAGUCUCAGUACCUUGGUGUGUGAAAUGAGACAACAGCGAAUGGCGAUGGUUCAGACGAAAGACCAGUACGUUAUGGUAUACAAGGCCGUGCUGAAGUUGGUCAAAAACGAACUUUCCAAACGUCAAUCUGUUCAACAGAGUGCUAGGAAAGUUCCUUUGCCGCCUGAUAAACCUGUUGCAGCUAACGUUAAGGCAAAGUCAGAUCAAGCUUCAAGUGUUUACGAGAAUGUUGACUUUCUGAAACCUGGAAAACCAGCAGUCGCGUUGAAACCAUCUGUUGUUUCGAAGGAUAGGCGUGUAUCGUAUGAGAACACUGACUUACUCGGUAAUUCUCUGGUGGCUGAUAAAGAGAAAGCAGGGAAUGGGUCCAAGCACCCAUCUGUAUUGUCAACAUCAAGUGUACAAAGUGUACAAAGUGUACAAAGGGAGCUUGCUGAUUUCGAAACAGAAGAGCUAAUGACAACAGAUAUUGACGCUUUUGAGAUGUCAUCCGAAAGUGCUUGGGCGGAUCCAAAUGAGGGAAAUGAACCAAUGUCUGACGACGAGUUUGCACCUCCUGUUCCUGCACGUACUGCCGAGUCAAAUCAACUUCUUUUGGCUCAAGAAAACGUCUCAGCUGGAGGACCUGUGUACGGUAAUUUGCCAUCUGCUGGAAGUCUAAAUAAAUUUCGAAGGCAUGCUAACGUAAACGAACAACAGCAACAACAAAGUAAUUAUUCGGGAUUUAAUCGAGCUAUUGGUUCAGAAUUUCCUGACAGUUAUGGAACGUUGUCAAGGGACAAUGCUCCCACGAACAGUCACGAAUAUUCGAAGUUUACUACCUCUAGCACUGAUAAGUCACGUCAUACUGAAUACGACACAGUUGCUACAACACCUACAAGUCGAACAUCUCAAUCAAAGGACAUUGAUUACGAUGUGGUCAGUGCAAUUGUUAGUGAGUUGAAAAUGUCUCAGGACGAGACGUAUAACGUGGUUGGUGAAGAUUCCAGUAAAGCGACGUCAACAAAUUUGAGAGGGAAUGGUUUGAGUGGUAAAGAAACGCCUUACAAUAAACUUGAUCGAGAAAACGUAACAGAAGGACCAUAUGCAGUGGUGACGACGAAUAAGUUGUAUGCUCUCACCAGUGAGGCUCAGCCUAUUGUAAAAGCUAGAUCAGAGUCUCCCAAAGUAUUCGGGAGUUCACCAGGUGUCUCACUGCCUUCGCCAAAUCCAAUGUUUAGUACACUUCCUAAAAACACGGGAAAUUUAUCAAACUCUGUGCCGCCGCCAUCAGAACCAAGUUCAGGCAAGAAGUUGAAGAAUUUCUUUAUUAAGCGAAAUAAACCAUCGAAGCAGCCGAAGCCCUCUGUGACAAAACUAGACAUUGCACCACCUGCUGGCUUUGGAACACAGCCGACUGACUUGGGACCGCCAAGUAUUACUCCUACGUUACAAAGUGUGGGACUUUACAAGCCAACUGUGAUUGUGUCUGAUGAUCCUCUCGGUUUCCCGAAUCGAGUCGAUAAGCCUCGCGGCCCAAGGCCUCCUCCAUCGCACUGGAACUGCAAGCGUGGUGUCUAGUUGCAUCGUAAUGUGCCACAAUAUGCGAUUGUAGAUGGAUGCUUUGCUAUUAUUAGGUUAGCUAAACAAGUCUCCUAUCAUUGAGUUGUAGGAGGCAGUUUUUAACUUUUUUUACAAGGUGCUAGUUUACCCUGUACUGAAAGACGGUUUGAUUGUAUGGAAAUUAUAAUGACAUCAUUUUGCUGUAAAGAAA